AGUUCCCUUUCGCAACUAUUCUUUCCUAACGUUAGCUGGUUGUAAUGUUGAUAUUUGUCAUUUGCACCCGCCCUGCUCCAUGCAGACGAUACUAUUUCGUCUUCCGAAACACUGAAACUUGACUUGAGCUGGCCUUUUGGAUGGGUUUUGUAGUGGAGUCUUUGUUUCCCGUUGCUGACUAUAAAAACUCCAGUAACCGUCAGCCUUUGUUCACUGAUUGAAGUCAGGUGGUAGCCUAACAGGGCUGUGUGGAGCGAAGCUGGGUCACUGGUUGUAAUGUGUAUUCGAGAAAUGGUUUGUACUUGAGUGCACUCGAACAAGCCAAGCCUGGACAAGUGGGGAAUGGGCCAUUGGAGUCACCCACUGCUGAAACCGUGCUGUUAGCCUGCGCUCAGCAAGUUCACCAUGAUGCCCAUGACUUUUGAAGUGUCUAGCAGCGUGACACUGCUGUUUGACUUCUGGGAUGUGCACGGGCCUGCAGGGAUGGUGCUGUCUGUGUUUGUGGUCUUGUUGCUGACGGUCUUGUACGAGGUUCUCAAAGUGUGGAGAGUGUGGUUGGGAUGUAGCUCAAAGCUGGCCCGGGCUCCGUCUGUGUACGCCACCGCUCAGUCGAUGCAUAGUGACAGCAACACCGUACUGGAUAGCACCCCCUCUGAAUCCUCGCUGACCCCCAUGGAACCCCCUGCUCUGAACACCAGACACAGGUACACCAGACACAGCUUGUUGCUGCACGGUAUCCAGACACUCCUCCACAUAGUGCAGGUGUCUCUGGGCUACAUGCUGAUGCUGUGCGUCAUGUCCUACAACACCUGGAUCUUUCUUGGGGUCAUCGUGGGCUCUGUCCUCGGUUAUUUCAUCUCAUUCCCUCUUCUGGGUCAGGUCUGAUGGUAUGGGCCGUUCAGACAGAGGACAAGCUUUUUGCAUCCCUCUCUCUUUAGUUCAUGCUCUGGACACUAAAUGGAAACUACUGACUUGACUAAUAUUGUGUGUUGUUCUAUUGGUCUGGGCACACUUAAUAUUUGUGAAGGUUUUAAUACUGGGGAGGGCAUAAAAGUGAAUUGUGAAGAAUGAGCUGCUCAACACUUAAGGUUGGAUUAAACUCCAUCUGGAUGUGGAAAGUUUCGGUCAUUCUAAAUGAAUGUGAUCAGUUUCUGUCUCUCUUUGGUUUCUGGCCUCAGUUGCUCACUUGAAUUCAGCUGGACUUUCAAAGUUAAAGCAUUUGUCUUUGACAAGGGAUGUUGGAUAUAAUUUCUUAAUUAAAUAGGUUAAAAGGACCGAAGCAGCAGACAUCUAAGUGAGUAAUGUGUGUGGAAAAUGGAUUUUAGUCUCCAGUGGAGAGUGUUGCUCACUUAAACUCUUCUCUUUAUGUUGAUUUAUCCUGAAAGUGUGUGAUGGAUUCAAAGAGGAACAAAGCAUUUGAAACGUCCACAGCAGAAGUACAAUAAAUUUGCAAGGAAGGAAGUCAUCCACAGCUUGAAGCAUACUGACAGGCUGUUGAGUUGACCAACCAACUGAGGUUGUGACGAUAUCUGAAUUCCACAUAUUGUAUCUUUUUAAACAUGUGGUAUCGAAAAAGUAUUAAUACUUUUGACAACCUUAAACAGUUGAAGGUGUUAUGACACUACAGAUGAAAAAAUGACUUUCUGUUCGUUAGGAAAGGAGGGCUGUGACUAUGUUGAUAAGACAGUGCUACUGAAACUUUAAAUGAAACUCACCCUAAAGACUUUGAUGUUUUUGAAGUAUUAAAAAAGCAAUGUUUUGAGUGGAACAAACAAAUAUUAAAGCAUUAUUGAGUACA
Scatophagus argus is the source of this 1798-nucleotide messenger RNA. It is a transcript of the gene slc31a2, whose product is annotated as solute carrier family 31 member 2. Bases 406 to 885 code for a protein of 159 amino acids. Gene Ontology annotation, molecular function: copper ion transmembrane transporter activity. The transcript has 4 exons. Gene Ontology annotation, cellular component: membrane. Gene Ontology annotation, biological process: copper ion transmembrane transport. NCBI's taxonomy places the organism in Eukaryota, Metazoa, Chordata, Actinopteri, Scatophagidae. The record is from RefSeq and is a predicted model, not a curated record.